AUGGAAGAUAGUAAUACAAAUAAAGAUAUAAAUACAAACAUAACCAAUGAUGAUGAUGAUAAUAAAAAUAUAAAUAAUAAUAAUAAUAACACAGAAGAAGAUGUAACAGUAGAAAGAAUUUUAGAAAGAAAACAAAAAGAAAGAGAGAGUAAAUUAGCAUCAAUGAUGAGUCAUUAUCAUCAAAAAUAUUCAUCACCAUCUUCAUUACUAUCUUCACCAAUUUCAUCAAAUGAUAAUAAUAAUAAUAAUAAUAAUAAUAAUAAUGAAUCAUUUGAUAUUAAUAAUACAAGUUAUAAUGGUCAAGAUGAUCAAGAUGAAAUGGAUGAUUUUGAAAGUGAAGAAUAUAAACAAAUUUUAUUAAAAAGAAAAGCGGCAUUAGCAGCUAAAAAGAAGGAAUCAUUAGCUGAACAAAUGAAAAAAUAUAAUCAACAAUAUGAUAGUAUCAUAUCUGGUGUAAAUACAAUACUUUCACCACCACCUUCGUCAACUACUUCAAAUUCAUCAACAAGUAAUAAUAGUAGUUUAAACGUUUCACCUGUAUUAUUCUCAACAACAUCAUCUUCAAAAUUACAAUCUUUAAAUAAUAAUACUUCACCUUCAACUUCUUCUUCAAAUUUAAUUGAUUCUACAAAUGUACAAACUACCUCUACAACAACAGCAGCAACAUCAACAUCAACACAAUUUACAAAUACAAAUAUAAAUACAAAUUCAAAUACAUUAAUAGAGAAUUCAUUAAAAAUAUCGAAUGAAAAUAAUAAUGAAUUAAAUGAACAACUACAACAACAAUUUAUUUUACAACAAGAACAACUUAGAGAACAAGAAGAAUUAAAAGAAAAAUUACAACAACAAGAAAUUGAAAGAAUGCAAACUGAAAGAAAGGAAAGAGAAUUACAACAACAAAAAGAAUUAAUUAAAAAUGCUACAUUAGAUAAUCAACAACAACAACAACAACAACCACAACUAGAAUUACAACAACAACAAUCACAACCACAACAACCAAUAUUACUUCCACCAUUAAUAUUUGAAACAAAUGAUAUACCACUUUUAACAAAUGUUGGCUUUGCAACUUUAAAAAAUAUUGAAUGUAAUGCCAUUAAAUGUUCAGAAGAAGUUGUUUUAUUAACUAAAACAUUACAUCAAAGUUUAUCAACUAUAACAAAAAUAUCAAUUGAAUUGUUUGAAACUUUUAAUGGAUCAACAGAAGUAACAUGUAAUGCAAUUGGAUACUCUGUUAAUGAAACUAAAACAAUGAUUGAUAAAUGUUUCGAAUUGAAUAAUCAUACGAAAUCAGUGAUUUCACUUCAUCAAAAGAUUAAAACUGUUAGAGAUCAAUUGGAUAAAUUUGAUCAAAUAAUACAUAACGCAAUUAAACAAAUGAAUAAAACUUAA
Molecule: messenger RNA, 1389 nt
Organism: Dictyostelium discoideum AX4
Lineage: Eukaryota; Evosea; Eumycetozoa; Dictyosteliales; Dictyosteliaceae
Exons: 2
Coding region: 1-1389 (462 amino acids)
Source: RefSeq, a predicted model, not a curated record